GAUGUAAUGUGGAGGCAGGAGUGUGUAUUCAUUCCAGCUGCCAGACAAGCCAGCACGUCUCUAGGUCAAGCCACGAGGUACUAGGAGCAGACCAGACAUCAGGAUAAAAUAGACCAGGAAAGUUAAUAUUCUAUAAUCCACCAUGGGGAAGUCAGCAUCGAAGCAGUUUGCUGAAGAAGUUUUAAGAACCCACAAUGAAUACAGAAGGAAACACAGAGCUCCGGGCCUGAAGCUCAGCAGUAAACUCAACAGAGAGGCACAACAGUAUGCAGAUGCCUUGGCCAGCACCAGGAUUCUGAAACACAGUGCCGAAUCCAGCAGGGGGCAAUGUGGAGAGAACCUCGCCUGGGCUUCCUACGAUGAGCCAGGGAAAGAAGUAGCUGAGAGAUGGUACAAUGAAAUUAAAAAUUACAAUUUUAAUUGCCCCGGAUUUUCCUCUGGUACAGGACACUUUACUGCCAUGGUGUGGAAAAACACCAAGAAGAUGGGCGUGGGGAAAGCAAAGGCCACUGACGGUUCCACGUUUGUAGUGGCGAGGUACUUCCCAGCCGGAAACAUUGUCAACCAGGGACAUUUUGAGGAGAACGUGCUGCCACCAAAGAAAUAACCAACAAGGGUGGAGUUCAAGGGAUGAGAGAGGGAUAAGAAAUGGAGAUUUUAAUGGAGGCGUCUUCAGGUUUAACCACUUGUUUUGUGACAUGUAUGUUCCCAGGGGAACUGCCAUUGUACUGAGAUAUAUAUUAUUAAUCCAGCUAUGCAAAAAAACACAACGGGAAAUUCUUGUCCUACAGGACUUCAUAAUGACAGCAGGCACUGGAUCUUGAAACAGAGAGGUUGUGCUGUUGUUGCCUGUUCACAAAGCUAAGGCUGAGAUGGCAUCUUGAAAAAUGAAACUCCAGGCCCUCUUUAGGAAAAGUGGUGAAAGAUUUAAUCAAUGCGAAAGCUUAUUUAACAAGAUUUUAAAUAGUGUUUUGUGAAUAGGGCCCACUGUGAGAAACGUAUUUUUAGAGUAAUUCAUAAAACAGUGUUCCUUGUUGAAGGAAAGGGAAGGCUUUGAUUUUAUGGGGUCUUUAUUUUUUUUAAAUUUGUGAAAAAUCUUUGAUAGUGUCCUUUCCCUUUUAAGAGAAACCAUUUGGAAUUGUACGGGUGGAGAUUUUUAAAAUCCAUAAUCAUAUGAAAAGACUUGUAAUACUAUUUUAUGUUUACAUCCAGCUGUAAUCCAGUAAUUUGCACCCCCUUUGUAUUGUCACAAACACUGCCGGCCUUUUCUUUUUAAUGGUAAACAACAUUACAAAAAAUUACUAUAUAUAUUUUUUUUUAAAUGGACAAGUAAGACUUUGCCUUAAACUGUAGUAGUUUGAGUACUAGCAUAUCAUUCUGGUUUCAUUUCCCCGUUCCUGCAUGUCCUAAUUGAUUGAAGACCCUUGUGUUUCCUGUUUCCAAGGCAACCGGUUACUAAUAUAGACAGGAAGUCUGGGCACUAGGGGCCAGGAUUUACAUCACAGUUUAUUUACCUGGAGACAUAAUACUGUAGAUGAAAUGUAUGUGUAGAACAGACAGGGUUGAGUGGAAAAGCAAGCCAAUAGGUUGUAAAAUUACACACACACACAAAAAAAAGUUUUUUUGUUUUCUAUGCCCUUUAAGAAAAAAUUGGGCCACAUUCUGAGUUAUUUACUCCAAAUUGUCAUUCUCACAAUUUUUUUUUUUUUCUGAAAAAUCUAUCUGAGCCUGUUAACAGAACCAUAAUUUAAAUGUCUGAGUAGUUUUUUUUCUGCAUUGUUAACUUUUAUUAGGCGCAGUUUUCUUUUAAAAAAUAAAUAAAUAAAAAUGACAGCCCUUAAAUUUUUUUACAAUUCUAAUAUGAAUAAUAAUAAUAAUAAAAAUACUGAACACUACUUACGAAUCCCUAAAUUAAAUGUCUGAGUGGUUUACUUCUUUUUUGGUAACUGCAUUGUGCACACGUUUCCAUUCUGAAAAAAAAUGAUGCAAUGACGAUUUGGAGUCAAUACCUUUGAGAAUCUAUCCCAUUGUCUGUUAAAAAACAACCACUAUGUACAGGGAAGGGGUGGGGGG
Messenger RNA from Acipenser ruthenus (sterlet), 2073 nucleotides. It is a transcript of the gene glipr2l, whose product is annotated as GLI pathogenesis-related 2, like. The record is from RefSeq and is a predicted model, not a curated record. The transcript is spliced from 5 exons. NCBI's taxonomy places the organism in Eukaryota, Metazoa, Chordata, Actinopteri, Acipenseriformes, Acipenseridae. Gene Ontology annotation, cellular component: extracellular region. Bases 143 to 607 code for a protein of 154 amino acids.